AUGGCUUUCCAGAGGUCAAUUUCCGUUGAUUUUGAAUUAUGUGGAAAUGUUCAAGGUGUUGCAAUGAAACCUUACACCUAUGCAGCAGCUAACAAACUGGGAGUGGUUGGGAACAUGAUGAAUACAGAGAAGGGGACCAUCAGAGGAACACUACAGGGGAACAGGGGUCAAGUGGAGAGCAUGUCAGUGAGGAAGAAGGGACAGGCAGUGCUCAUGCAGUGUUUUCUAAACUUUCCUACUGUUACCGGUGCCUGCUGGACAGGAUCUCAGACAAGCCUCUCAUACAAAGACACGCCCGAAAAACAGUUCAAGGGAGUGUUGUAUGUGGUCCUUGGAAGUGGUAAGAGAUGCCUGGCCACCAAGAGAAGCUGGGAGGUGAUUGGUCAGUUAUGGCCAGCCAUUGUCCAGGCCCAGCAAUCAGAGAAGCCAUCAAUUUUACGGGUCGUUGACGACAUCAUAGCUAAAGUCAGCAAGAAUCUGGAAAGUCCAGGAAUUGAAAUCAAAGUAACCUCCAGCUGUUUGGAAGCUGCCCAGAAGUUACUGUCCUCUGGUGUUCCUGUAUCUAAUCCUAACACACUGACUGAGGGGGCCGACCGGUGGGGGGAGGAGUUCCAGAACGAGUGCAAUGAGUCCAACAACAGGAUGUAUGUAAAAAUCGUGGAAGACCUUGUGGCAUUAGUGAAAGGUGGAACAUUGAUGUGGAAGUUCAGUCAGUACGCUGUAGAACUGUUAACACUAUUACUGAGACAUGAUGUACCCACGCCCCCUGUAGCCGUGGAACUCUUUGUCUCCAACCUCAUACAUGACUCCUUAUACAUCAGAAAGCUGUCAACAGCCUCUGUAUCAGCCAUUCUGAAGCAACAGAAGAGAAAACACAAGAAGGUGGUGGUGGACCCCUACCGUAGUGCCCCACCCCCUCCAGCGGGUACCUUCCUCCCCGGGAAUCGUCCGGAUAACGACUGGAUCAUGUACGACUCAGGCCGACUUCCAGACAAUCAGGAGAAAUGGGAGGCCAUGGAAUUUGUGGAUAAAACUCACUGGGGAUACUACUGCUGGCCAAGAGAAAUGAAAAUUUAUGCCCAGUAUUCAGAGCAGCCAAAACUAGAUCGUCUAGAAUCAGAACUGUUAGAUAUAGAAAAACCUAUUUAUGUGAAACUGAGUGACUCUGAGUUUGUGAAAAAGUUUAUAGCAGUGCUUAGUUUAGAAGAGCACAAAGGACGAGAUAAAUUCAGGAACAAACAUUUAACUCUAUUCAAGGGUCUGUUUAGGAACUACGGUGACACGUUCCUCCCCCACUUCAGACACCACAUCGUGGAGCUACUGUCCGACAGGACCCACGAGCACCACGAAAGUAAACAGAGGUGUGGCAUGGAGAUCUUAGCUGGGGUCAUACGCGGCUCCAAACACUGGCCAUAUGACAAGGUGAAUGCCCUUUGGGACUGGGUGAUCCCCAUUCUGAGAACCUCCCUAGAUAACAUUACCAGUGAGACACUUAAGGACUGGGGGACGUUCUUCACCGUCGUGUCCGAGAGUCGAGAUCCCAGAAGAUUGUAUCGAUUCUUUGAGAUGCUCAUGGAUAAACCUAUCAGGGAGGGAUCUUCUUCUUUUGAGGACUCCAGCCGUCUUUUUGCUGUACAGAAUGCUUUAGUACAACAGGAAUGGAGGGUACCAGAACUCCUCCAUCGUCUGUUAGAGUUUCUGACACCCUACCUCUCCCACAGGUACAAGAACGUCAGGGACAGGAUUGGAAGCCUUCUGUCCAACAUCAUGUUGUAUGACUACAGCAUCACGGCAGGUUCCUCCACUAAAUCUCCACACAGAGUGGACUUUGUCCAGAAAGUGAUUCCACGACUGGAACCACUCAAAGACCUGGUGCUAUCAGACAAUGGAAACAAUGGCAGCUCAAAGGAUGAGGAGAACCACAGAGAGAUGUCUUCCUCGUUGGAGAAGAUGGAGGUGGAAGAUGAUGAGGAUGAAGAGAGGAAGACAACCAUAAGGCUGUGUAAAACAGUGCUGAAGUGGAUAUCUGAUGGACUAGGUAGAAUGUUUACCUCAACUACACCAGAGCUUUUCCUUUUUCUUCCAGUAAUCUGCACGUUAGAGAGUGAGACUAAAGAUGAGGAACUGAAGACUGACUGUUCUAUGGCCCUGGCAUGCUUCUCUCAGGCUCUGAUUCAGGAGAACAAUGUCACAGUGUGUCUGGAGACCAUCAGAGAGGUGAUGGGACUGAAGUCCUGGCAUUCCCGUGUACUGAUCCUCGGCUACAUCCAGGUCAUGGUGUUCUGUAACCUCUUUACCAUGAUCCAGACAAAGUACAAAAAGGAAAUCCAGAACUUUAUACUCCAUCUCAUCUGUGAUGACCAAGUAGAGGUGAGAGAGAUGGCAGCCAUAACAUUGAGUGGAUUGGUACAUUGUGGAUUUCUAGACAUGGACAAAGAUAUGCUGGAACACUUUGAAGUCCUUAGUAAGAACAAGGUGAAAAAGCGUAAGUUAGCGGACUCGAUGCCUCUGGAGGCCCUUAUAAAGCGUCACGCUGGUGUCCUGGGUCUCAGUGCUCUAGUGGAAGCCUAUCCUUACAAUGUACCCGAGUUCAUGCCACAGAUCUUAAUGGACCUUAGUAACCAUGUCAACGACCCUCAACCAAUUCAGAUGACUGUGAAGAAGACUUUAUCAAACUUCCGUAGGACACACCACGACAAUUGGCAUGAUCACAAACAAAUGUUUACAGACGAUCAGCUGGUCAUAUUAACUGAUAUUCUAGUGUCUCCUACUUACUACGCUUGACGACGGAUCACUCCUAGAAAUAUUACAAACCAAAGUGUAUGGACCUAACUAGGAACAGCUCAGUCAUAG
This is a messenger RNA of Saccostrea cuccullata (small rock oyster), 2853 nucleotides long. Its product is annotated as proteasome activator complex subunit 4A-like. The coding region runs from base 1 to 2784 and encodes 927 amino acids. Gene Ontology annotation, biological process: proteasomal ubiquitin-independent protein catabolic process. Gene Ontology annotation, molecular function: acylphosphatase activity; proteasome binding; peptidase activator activity. Gene Ontology annotation, cellular component: cytosol; nucleus. The transcript has 21 exons. Lineage: Eukaryota; Metazoa; Mollusca; Bivalvia; Ostreida; Ostreidae. The record is from RefSeq and is a predicted model, not a curated record.